Messenger RNA from Gymnodraco acuticeps, 1719 nucleotides. RefSeq lists its product as uncharacterized. The coding region runs from base 747 to 1430 and encodes 227 amino acids. The transcript is spliced from 11 exons. Lineage: Eukaryota; Metazoa; Chordata; Actinopteri; Perciformes; Bathydraconidae. The record is from RefSeq and is a predicted model, not a curated record.
CUAGUUGAUGCUCUGUAUGUGAUGACUCCUUCCAUUCUGGAGAGGAUCACAGAUACAUGGAUCCUGAGAUUCAAGAUCAAGCCGGGGACGAGUGCUGCCAAUGAUCUUUUAGAUUGGUUCAGAAGCUUUAAGUUAACCGUUCUCUAUUCUCUAUAAACUGGUUUAAAUUUGUCCGAAGCCUUUCUCUAGUUGCAGAAAGUACCGCAGCAGGUGGACGUGUUGAUGGACCUGCUCCCUAUGAUGGUGAGAAUCAAUACUCCAACGUAGGCUACCCCGCUACAAAUAAAGUUGCCCCCCGUGGACGUGUUGAUGGACCUGUUCCCUUCAACGGUGAUACUUGUUAUGCCAACGCAGCGCCGAUAAAUGCCGGUCAAACUCUGGAAGUAACCCAGCUGCCCCAGGUGGACUCCAUGAUAGACCUGAUCCCUAUGGUGGUGCAAAACCUGUCAAUAAACAUGAUACUCGAUACCCCAACGCAGGCUACCCUGUGACAAAUAAAGAUAGGUCAAACUGGUAGGAACACAGCUGAUGGACCGGUUCCCUAUUGAAGUGCUUCUCAUUACGCAGACCCGACAAAAGACGUUAAGUCUUCCAACCUAUAGACCGGUUUAUAAGCAUAACAUUUACUUUGUUUUCCAUAAACUCAAACCUCUCUGGUUUCAGGUCAGUCUGGUAACCCAGGAUCUGUUUCUAGUGGCGUUGCUCCUGAAGUGAUCUAUGGUUAUGGAGGUUAUCCUUUAGGCAACAUGGACGGAAGUAACACCGCUCCUUCAGGACGUGUUGAUGGACCUUUUCCCUAUGGCGGUGCUACUCGUCAUACCAAUGCAAACCCAGUGCAAAAAGAUAGUCAGUCUGGUAACCUAGGAUCCAGUCCCAGUGGCGUUGCUCCUGAAGUGAUCUCCUAUGGUUAUGGUUUUUAUCCUUUAGGCAACAUGGAUGGUGCCCCCAGUGGACUUGUUGAUGGACAUGUACCCUUUGGCGGUGAUACUCAAUACCCCAACACAGGCUUACCCGUUACAAAUGAAGUUGCCCCCCGUGGACGUGUUGAUGGACCUUUUCCCUUUGGCGGCGAUACUCAAUACGCCAACGCAGCUCCGAUAAAUGCCUGUCAAACUAUAAGUAACCCAGGUGGACUCGAUGAUGGACCUGUUCCCUUUGGCGGUGUGACUCAUUACUCCAACGUAGGCUACCCUGUUACAAAUAUAGGUCAAACCAGUAUUAACACAGCUGAUGGACCUGUUCCCUACGAACCGACGGAUCCUGUGGUAUUUCCCUGGGCCAAAACCUUGUUCAUGAAACCGAACAACUGGAAGCCACUUUUCCGGGGUUACGCCCAAUGGGAACCAAUCACGGAGACCCCGGCGAGCGAUAAGUCGUCUCCGCUGUCUUCGUCCUACAUAGUCCAGUCCAGAAACAGCUACAUCUAUUAAUAAACAACUAGAAUUAUUAGCUUUAAAUAUCGACGUAGCAAAGGGGCAACAGGUCAUGGUGGUGGGAAGUUACAGACCCCCCUCAGCUGUCAAGGACUCCUUGUCUUCGCUAGCAAAUCUUUUAUCUCAACUAGACUACAAGGAAAUAGUGCUACUUGGAGAUUUUAACUGCAGUGUCAGAGGAUUUUAAAAACCUUUGUAUCUCUCUGAAUGUUACUCAGAUUGUUGACAGUCACCCUAACAUUAAGUUCCCUAAUAAAUCAUCCCUAAUUGAUCUCAUUUUAACUAA